Vicugna pacos (alpaca) is the source of this 4145-nucleotide messenger RNA. It is a transcript of the gene MICU3, whose product is annotated as mitochondrial calcium uptake family member 3. Gene Ontology annotation, cellular component: uniplex complex. NCBI's taxonomy places the organism in Eukaryota, Metazoa, Chordata, Mammalia, Artiodactyla, Camelidae. Gene Ontology annotation, molecular function: calcium ion binding. Gene Ontology annotation, biological process: calcium import into the mitochondrion; mitochondrial calcium ion homeostasis. The record is from RefSeq and is a predicted model, not a curated record.
GGCCGAGGAGCAGCCGGUGACGCCCGCUCCUCCUCAAGCUCUCCGCAGCCCGAGACCCCCGGUCCCCCCAGCUGAAGGCCGCCCGGAAGGGGACCCCAGGCCGCGCAGUUGUAGGGGUCGCUCUCGGACAGCAGAGAACCUCCGCGCGCCGACUUCUCGCGAGGUUUCGGGCCCCCUCCACCCCCUCGCCCGCCCCCUUUUAGCUCCCGUGCGGGCAGCUCCCGCUAUGGCUGCGCUGAGGAGGCUCCUGUGGCCGCCGUCUCGGCUCCCGCCUUCGUCCUCGCCUCACCAUCCCUUCCCUGGGCCGUGGGGCGGCCUGCAGGGGUGGCCCCGGGCCCCCGGCCGGCCCUUCUCCUGCCGGGAGGAGGAGGAGGGGCUGUGGCUGAGGCGGCUUGGAGGCGGUCUGGUCGGCCUCGUGUGCUACCAGCUGUAUGGGGACCCCAGGGCCGACUCCGCGCGGCCGCCGGCCCCCGGGCGCCCCUCCGAGAGCGCAGCCGUGGAGCCGGAGGACCUGCUCCGCAGCCGAGGGCUGCUUCCCAUCCCGGUCGCGGCUGCCAAGGAGACGGUUGCUCUUGGCAGAACAGACACUGAAGACUUGGACCUCUAUGCUACAUCUCGGGAAAGGCGAUUUCGUUUAUUUGCUUCCAUAGAAUGUGAAGGGCAGUUAUUCAUGACUCCAUAUGACUUCAUUUUGGCUGUUACAACAGAUGAGCCCAAAUUUGCUAAAACAUGGAAGUCACUUUCCAAGCAGGAGUUGAAUCAAAUGCUCUCAGAAACACCACCAGUUUGGAAAGGAUCAUCAAAGCUAUUUCGAAACCUUAAAGAAAGAGGUGUGAUUUCUUACACAGAAUAUCUUUUUCUUUUAUGUAUUUUAACAAAACCACAUGCAGGUUUUAGAAUAGCUUUCAACAUGUUUGACACUGACGGCAAUGAGAUGGUGGAUAAAAAGGAGUUUUUGGUGCUUCAGGAGAUAUUCAGGAAAAAAAAUGAAAAGAGAGAAACUAAGGGAGAUGAAGAAAAGCGUGCAAUGCUGCGUCUUCAACUUUAUGGAUACCAUUCUCCUACUAAUAGUGUACUUAAAUCAGAUGUUGAGGAACUUGUCUCCAGAAGCUAUUGGGACACCCUGAGACGUAACACAAGCCAAGCACUCUUUUCAGACCUCGCAGAGCGUGCUGAUGACAUUACAAGUUUAGUCACAGAUACUACACUUCUUGUACACUUUUUUGGAAAGAAAGGAAAAGCUGAGCUCAACUUUGAAGAUUUUUAUAGGUUCAUGGAUAACCUCCAAACAGAAGUUCUAGAAAUAGAAUUCCUUUCCUACUCUAAUGGGAUGAAUACUAUCAGUGAAGAAGAUUUUGCUCAUAUUCUUUUACGAUAUACAAAUGUGGAAAAUACGUCAGUAUUUUUGGAAAAUGUGCGUUACAGUAUACCUGAAGAAAAGGGUAUUACCUUUGAUGAAUUCAGGUCAUUUUUCCAGUUUUUGAACAACCUAGAAGACUUUGCAAUAGCACUGAAUAUGUAUAAUUUUGCAAGUCGUUCUAUAGGACAAGAUGAAUUUAAGCGUGCUGUCUAUGUAGCCACUGGCCUCAAACUUUCACCACAUUUAGUGAACACAGUCUUCAAGAUUUUUGACGUUGACAAAGAUGAUCAAUUAAGUUAUAAAGAAUUUAUUGGAAUUAUGAAAGACAGACUCCACAGAGGAUUCCGGGGUUAUAAAACGGUUCAGAAGUAUCCCACUUUUAAAUCCUGUCUGAAGAAGGAACUGCAUAGCAGAUAAGCACUUCUAAAGCAAAGUUUAAAGGAUUAUUAUCUACUUGAAAAUGCAAGAAGCAAAAAUUUCAGAGAGCAGAAGCAGGUCUGAGAUCAGAACUUGCAGAAAUGAAGGAAAAUGUGAAACACUAAUUGUAAUUUUUUCUUGAACUGAAUUACUGAACAUAAGACCGAUAAGCUGCAUCUUCUUACUAACUGUAAAUGUUAAGUUUUAUCAUGUUGAGCUUUUGCCUUGAUUUACUGAACUCUCUGCACUUUUUCAUUCCCUUCAGAAGUACAUAGAUUCUUCCAGCGACUAUAUAAGAAUGUAUUUUUAAUUUUUUUAAAUUUAUUAGAAAGUUGUCUCAUUUCAAAAUAAUGUAUCAUUUCUGGAAUCUAGAUCACUUAAAAAUGAACAGCAACAUAUUUCCUUUGGUUUUGGACUGUGAACUUACUUUUAGAAAAUGAAUAUUCCUUGAGAUUUAUCUUAGGGCCCUUAGAAUUGUUAAUAAAUCUCCAUCAUUUACCAGGUCUUUAAUUACAUUGAAAUAAUUUUGAAACACAAGUAGAAAUCGAACUACUAUACAAUACAAUGGUUUAUAUUGUACUUUUAACUUUUGAAAGUCCUUAAUUAAUACAUAUUGUUGAAUCACGUAAAGUUCUUUUUUAAGUUUUUGUUCAUUUACCAAAGUCAACAGAAUGUCUAGUAUUCUUUUAUGUAUACAGUAAAGAAAUUUAAAAUGUAGAUUUCUUUUCCACAAAAAAGUCAUACAUUGAUUGUAGAAACAGUGGAAGUUUUUGUAGCAGUGGUCACUGUUAUUGUCAUUAUUGUUUUAAACAUGAUGCAGCUCCUGAUGGCAGAUGGUAUAUGUUAAUAACACUAGUAAAAAUAAUACCUUAGGCUCUGUAACUUAGCGCAUAUUUUUAGUACAUGUUGUAGUGUCAGAAUGAGAACUAUAAAAGACUAAUAUAAAAUGGUUUAGAAGACUGAUGUAUAUAUUAGAUAGAAGUUAAUAUUUUGUUUCUUGCAAAAGGACCACAUGCAAAAGUAAUGCAUAACAACCAGUAAUAAUGAAUAAUUUAAAUCUAAUUCAUUAUUUCAAAAUAGUAUAUCUUAAAAGAGAAAAGAAAAACUUUCUAUUGAAAAACAACAAAAUUAGAUUUUUACAUGGAGGAAACAAUUUGAUAGUAUUUAAUGGAAAUCUGUUCAAUUAGAAAAGUAUAGUUUAUAAAAGGAUACUAUACAAAAAUAGAACAAUGAAUUUAAGUUAACGUAUUUAUUUAUUGUAUGUGGAAGAUAAGUUUAUUUAUCUUCUUUUCUAAGAUGUAUUAAAUAUAAAUUGCACCUUCCAACACCUUGCUUUUACAUAUGAAAAGAGGAAAUACUGACUUUGUUUUUAUAAGUUAUUAAAUGUAAAAUUGGUAGUUCUGCAUCAGCCUAUUUAUAAAGUAAUGUUAUUUCCAAGAAAAUGUUGUUAGCAUUGACAGUGUAUUUGUUAGACUUUCUACAUUCUUUAUCUGAUAUUAUUUAUUACAUUGAUAUAGAAAUAUAUAUUCAUUAAUUUGAGGAUUUCAUACAGUAUAAUUUACUUUCGCCUGCUUUGAAGGUUGAUUUAAUUGAUUGACUAAAUAAUAACUACCCUCUCAUUUAACAUCCCCCAGCUCUAUUUUACCUUAUACUGAAUGCUCUCAAUAUUAUGUGCUAUCUAAAAUAAUUGAAAAAAUGCCACUUACUUUUAUUUUUGACUAUAAGCUAGAUUAUUUUGCAUACAUGGAAAAAUUGCUAUCUAGAACAGUCCUAUAAAUACAGAUUAAAAACUGAAUAAGCUCAUUGGCAUUCUUUAUAAUUCUGUCAUUCUCCCAAGGAAUACUACAUACGCAAUCUUUAUUGCUUAUCACAGUGAAUGGAUAUUCAUCAUUCAUCAUUAUAAGACUGCAGCAUAAUAUUAAAAUCUAAAUAGAUAAAAUAUUCUGAUCAAUUAAAAUGGAGUAGAGUAGUAAAUUAUAGUGAUUCUUCAUAUAUUACCACUCUUGAACUUUAUCACCUAUAAAAUGAGAGGUAAAAAUAUGUCACUGGAUUGUUGUUUACAUCAAUUAAAAAACUUUAAAUGCUCUGAAAAUAGUAAUGUACUAAAUUACAUGUAUGCUCUUCUCAGUAUUUCCUUCUACAGACUAUUCUUUGGAAAGAUGAAGCUACACAUAAAAUUUUAGUAUCAUACUCUUUACAGAAGACUAUAUGAUAAAAGGUUUGUGUAAUUAUCAGAAUCAUUUCAUAUUAAGAACUUCAUUUAACUUAAGUUCCAGUUUAUUGUUCUUAUGAAAUGUAAUUGUAAAGUGGCCUGUCUUACAUUCUUAUGUUAUCUUAAAAUAAAUAUAUCUGCUCUUGAAUCAAGAAA